UUUUUGUUUGUGUAAACAGUACCGACUCUCGCGGGAAUGUGAUCCUGAUCUUCCCGAAUUUCCCGCACGUAUUAUUACAAAUAUUAACGAUUGCAACGGCAAUGAUAUUCAUAACUGUGUAAAAUUACCACUACGACGCACAGCACUGCGAUUGUAGCCCAAAGUUGCAUUUAUAAUUAGAUUUCAGCCUCAUGAUGAUGGAUGCCGCGAUUGAAACAGAAGAAGUGAUAGAAAAGCCACCGGUCAGCGUGCCAGUCGUCAGAGUUCCCGUCAAACACACCAACCUUGGUAUCAGAAGUCACGCAAUGGAUAUGAGCACGAUGGUUGAACUGACGUCGUUCAGUUCCCUUGGAAAAAUUCAACCGUUCCUUGUCACUCUCUCCACAACUGCGGCACUCAUCGUCGACCUUCAUUGCCAUCUCAAGGACAAAGAAGUGUGCGGCUAUCUUGGCGGGCAUUGGGACAUUAAUGCUCACAAUUUGACUAUAAACUAUGCGUUUCCGUGCCGAUGUAAUGGGAAAGACAAAGCGGCAGCUGCAGCAACUGAGGCUGAAAUUGCACGAGCCAUGGAAUGGAAGCAACUCACUUUGGUAGGAUGGUAUCAUUCACAUCCUAGGACACAUGCAUCGCCGUCGCUUCGCGACGUCGAUUCUCAACUGGACUAUCAGAUAAAGAUGAAGGGACUGAGCGAUAAUAGCUAUACACCGUGUGUCGGGCUUAUCUGCUCUCCGUAUAACACAGACAAUAACUGCUACGAGUCAAACUUCAACUUCUUUUGGUCACUCCCUCCACCGGAAAAUCGACCACAUGAGUACCCGAGACCGAUGCUGCUCAGUUACACCCUGUCCCAGGAACAAUUCCUCUCCCAGGAAGCUAUCGAUGAAAUUAAAAAAUGUGUCGAGUAUUACAAAAAUGACGGUUGCGUCGACUUCAAAGGAGUUUUCAACGGCUCUGUGACGUAUCUGGAAAAAUUAAAGAACUCCUUGGAGUCGAAACUACCCAGGAACCAGUCGAACGGAUCGUACUGGGACGCCAUCAGAGAGAUCGUUGCUCCUGGGAUGGAGGAUCCACCGACGACAACGCAAGCAUCAAACAUAGCCGGAAGUUCGGAUAUAUUUUCGAACGUCAAGUUUCCGUUGGUGCCUGACCCAAUGGGUCGUUCUGGCAUCAAUCCGAACAAUCUUUUCCUCACUCCAGUAAACUUCAAAUUAGACUCCAGUGUCUCCAUACUGAAGCCAUUCAACGUGCCGUCAACUUCGAAGGAGAAAAACGACACCCUUGAAGCCACCAAAGGGCAGAAGUUCGACUUACCAAUGCCGGAUAUGAAUCUCAACGCAAAGCACAAGCUACCGGCCGAAUUCACAUCCGGUGAACUGACCGUUUCCGUAAAGAAUUCCAAACCAGACUACGAGUUCUCAACCGCGGACUUUUCCAAGGUGAGCAAUCUCCUUUCAAGCGAUUCGGGCUCCCUUGGUGCCGGCAAGAAUAGGGUUACGGACUUCCCGCUCGCCGAUAUAUCGCAGCUGAGCAAGUUCUCGGAUCUUUCGAAGUUGGCCAACUUUUCAACCAGCGAUUUGGCCAAGUUGUCGGGUUUCUCAAUAAAUGACAUUGCCAAGACUUCGCCGGCCUACGCCUGCAAUUUAGCCAACCUGUUCAACCCCCUCAGUGGCAAGGGCCAGGAUGUGACGGUGAUCGACGUUAACAAGACCGCCGAAUUUCCCAUAUCCGACUUCAUCUCGUCCGAUAUCUCCUUCAAGCCCUCUGACAUCGUCAAGGGUCUCGUCGCAAUGUCGACCACCGACACUAAACUCACUGUCAGCGAAUUACCCGUCGGUGAGCAGAAGAAGAACCCCGACUCCGGGGAGUCGUCGAAGUCGAUCAGAAACGAUUAUUCCAUGGACGAAGUUCCCAUCGCGAAUGUAAAGUCCGAUUUCGGCACUAUGCUGGACAUGACGGUGCACGGCAUGAAGCAGCAAUCUGGCGGCAAUGACUGUCCGGACUCUUUGAAUUUGAGCAAAGAUCAUCAGUCGGGAAAGUGAUGGGUGGGUGGGGGCAGGGAGCGAGGAUCGCAGAUCGAUCUCGUCGAGGCUCGUUUCGCGUUGUAAAUCGGUAUUAUUACUUUAACGAAUAUAAUAUAAGAUAUAGGUAGUUUUUCACCAUGACUAAUUGAACUGAAACUUAAAUCGUAGGCUGUAGUAAUUUAUUGGAUCCCGCAUAUACAACAGCGAUGCAUUCUUUUAAAUUUCUCCAUCAUUCUGAGUGGGAAUAUUAUCAUAUGUACCCACGGAUACUGGAUCUGUAGCCCCCGGGAUAGGCAACCGAAGUUACACGCCAAUUGGUAGGAAAUCGCGUGCUAAAUUGAAUGUGUAACUUCGGUUGCCUAUCCUGGGGAUGACAGAUACAGUGGCCGUGGCAGUACCUAUAUGUAGACCUAUCCACAUAAUACGAUGGUGUGGUUGGGAUGUCCGGCGAUUUUAAUAGACGUAGUUAUUCUGAAAUAUUAACAAUUGGACCCAUGACUUUAUUACCGUGAAUAAAAAUCAUUUUUAUAUC
Messenger RNA from Diprion similis, 2553 nucleotides. RefSeq lists its product as uncharacterized. The transcript is spliced from 7 exons. The record is from RefSeq and is a predicted model, not a curated record. Gene Ontology annotation, molecular function: metallopeptidase activity; polyubiquitin modification-dependent protein binding. Gene Ontology annotation, cellular component: BRCA1-A complex; BRISC complex. Gene Ontology annotation, biological process: double-strand break repair. NCBI's taxonomy places the organism in Eukaryota, Metazoa, Arthropoda, Insecta, Hymenoptera, Diprionidae. The coding region runs from base 192 to 2039 and encodes 615 amino acids.